Molecule: messenger RNA, 489 nt
Organism: Dujonia railenensis
Lineage: Eukaryota; Fungi; Ascomycota; Pichiomycetes; Serinales; Debaryomycetaceae
Source: the annotation of a GenBank genome assembly
AUGGCAAGGUUGGUUACUGGAGCGCAGCGUUCUGCUCCUUCGUCCUCUUCCAAUAGGCAAUACAGAGUACGGGACGAUUUGGCGACUUCCACUUCGUCAGCCCUUCUUGCUGGCUCAAGAGGAAGGCCGCAAACUGGAUUAUAUAGAAAUCAACCGGGAGACCCUGUAGAUACUUCAAAAGUUAAGAAAAGAAGGUACCACCCGGGAACUUUAGCACUUCGUGAAAUCAGGCAAUUCCAAAAGGGAACAGAUUUACUUAUUAGAAAAUUGCCCUUCGCCAGGUUAGUUAAGGAAGUAGCCGAAGAGUACAUCGGUACUGACUAUGGAAUUAGAUGGCAAUCUAAUGCAGUAUUGGCGUUGCAAGAAGCAUGCGAAGCGUAUUUAAUUCAUUUAUUGGAAGAUACCAACUUAUGUGCCAUCCACGCGAAAAGGGUUACUAUCAUGCAGAAAGAUAUUCAAUUGGCAAGAAGAAUACGGGGCCAGUUCUAG